AUGGCCGUCAUGGACCACAGCAGCGUCAACUCAGCGUUGCAGACUCACAAGCAGAUGCGUUGGUUACAUCGGGAGCCACAAGAUGAAUAUACUCUAAACUCCCCAUCAAUGUGUCCAACGUAUGAACUACAGGUGGAACUGGACCAGAUGAGUGCUGGGCUGGAGCAGCUGCAUCUCCACCAGCUGGAGCUGGAGGCUAAGCUGGAGGCGCUGCGUCAGCAGGGCAGUCAGCUGGACCAGCUCCUGGCGACGCUGCAAACGGCCGUCCUGGCCGCGUCCAGUGCAAUUUCCAGCAGAGAUGUUCACGUGGAGCAAUCCUGAAGAAAUUCAUGGGUCGAUUUUACGUUAUUUCAACAGCAAACACACGACUCGGCUGUUGAAAUUGCGCGGUGAAAGUGAAAAAAAAU
Hyalella azteca is the source of this 407-nucleotide messenger RNA. RefSeq lists its product as uncharacterized. The coding region runs from base 1 to 321 and encodes 106 amino acids. Lineage: Eukaryota; Metazoa; Arthropoda; Malacostraca; Amphipoda; Hyalellidae. The transcript has 2 exons. The record is from RefSeq and is a predicted model, not a curated record.